Molecule: messenger RNA, 1065 nt
Organism: Penicillium soppii
Lineage: Eukaryota; Fungi; Ascomycota; Eurotiomycetes; Eurotiales; Aspergillaceae
Product: mitogen-activated protein kinase
Exons: 5
Coding region: 1-1065 (354 amino acids)
Biological process (GO): protein phosphorylation; intracellular signal transduction
Cellular component (GO): nucleus; cytoplasm
Molecular function (GO): MAP kinase activity; ATP binding
Source: RefSeq, a predicted model, not a curated record
AUGGGACAACAAGGUCCCCCCGUGGGAGGAUCCCGGAAGAUUUCCUUCAAUGUUUCCGAUCAAUAUGAAAUUCAAGAUGUUAUUGGUGAGGGCGCCUACGGUGUCGUUUGCUCUGCCAUCCACAAGCCCUCCGGUCAGAAGGUUGCCAUCAAAAAGAUCACCCCAUUCGACCAUUCCAUGUUCUGUCUGCGAACACUGCGUGAGAUGAAGUUGCUCCGAUACUUUAACCACGAAAACAUUAUCUCCAUCCUCGACAUUCAACGACCCCGCAACUACGAAACCUUCACUGAAGUUUACCUGAUUCAAGAGUUGAUGGAAACCGACAUGCACCGAGUCAUUCGCACGCAAGACCUCUCAGAUGACCACUGCCAAUACUUUAUUUACCAAACCCUGCGCGCCCUAAAGGCGAUGCACUCAGCCAAUGUCCUCCACCGAGACUUGAAGCCCUCGAAUCUUCUUCUCAACGCCAACUGCGACCUGAAAGUCUGCGACUUCGGUCUGGCCCGUUCGGCCGCCUCAACGGACGAUAACUCCGGUUUCAUGACAGAAUAUGUGGCCACACGUUGGUACCGCGCACCGGAGAUUAUGUUGACAUUCAAAGAAUACACCAAGGCCAUUGACGUGUGGAGUGUCGGCUGUAUAUUGGCCGAGAUGUUGAGCGGGAAACCCCUCUUCCCUGGAAAGGAUUAUCACCAUCAGUUGACCCUUAUCCUGGAUGUCCUUGGUACACCCACAAUGGAAGAUUACUACGGCAUCAAAUCCCGCCGUGCUCGCGAAUACAUCCGUUCCCUCCCCUUUAAGAAGAAGAUUCCUUUCCGCGCACUCUUCCCCAAGAGCACAGAAGCGGCCUUGGACCUGCUUGAAAAGCUGCUCGCUUUCAACCCCGCCAAGCGUAUCUCUGUCGAAGACGCCCUGCGCCACCCGUACCUCGAGCCCUACCACGAUCCGGAAGAUGAGCCUACUGCACCACCAAUCCCGGAAGGAUUCUUCGAUUUCGACAAAAACAAGGAUGCCCUGAGUAAGGAGCAAUUGAAGCUCUUUAUCUACGAGGAAAUCAUGCGGUAA